AUACUAAACCUUCAGUGAACCGUUUCUAAGUAAUACACGCUGGAUCUACAGUGGUGCACUGUUAAUGAAAAGGUGCGGGAAAGGAGGUUUGCUGUGGACUAACGAAUGUGUUCAUUUUUCUUCGGUCGCCACAGGGAUAAGAAGACAGCGGUCACGCAAAUUGCGGUUGUCCUCUUAUAAAGUGCAGCGUUCUGCAACUCGCCCUAUUUCUUAGGCUGCCGAUCCAACUGAAGGGAAUGCGGAUGGCAAGCCGUCUGUGUUAGGGUCGUGAAUGGAAAGCGCCUGCAAGCUGCACUGUAAUAUCACCAUUCAGCGCAAAAACCUUGGUAUUGUUACCGUGUGAUUACCGGAGCGACAGCCCUUUGGAAGCGGAACAGCUGGGAAUGGAUGCCUUCUUUGCUGAGGGAGCUCGCGUCUGGGUGCGGGACAAGGAUCAGCUCCUGGCCUCCACGGUCAAUUCCUGCGACGAUGGCUCGCUCGUCCUCACCACGGACUACGGGGAGGUGCUCUACCUGCCGCUGGGGGAGGUCAGCAGGGAGAAGGUCUCCCCCAUGCACCAGAGCAGCGUAGACGGGGUGGAGGACAUGUCCGCCUUGGCGGAGCUGCACGAGGCCGCCAUCAUGCACAACCUCCAUCUGCGCUACCGCAAGGACUGCAUCUACACCAACAUCGGCUCCAUCCUGGCAGCAGUGAACCCCUACAAGCAGAUCAGCGGGCUGUAUGCCCCAGCCGCCGUGGACCUUUACAGCCGGCACCACUUGGGGGAGCUCCCGCCUCACAUCUUCGCCGUGGCCAAUGAGUGCUACCGCUGCUUGUGGAAGAGGCACGACAGCCAAUGUGUGCUCAUCAGCGGAGAGAGCGGUGCUGGCAAGACCGAGAGCACCAAACUCAUCCUGCAGUUCCUGUCCGUCAUGAGCCAGAACUCGACCGGGACGCCGGACUCCGAGAGGUCCACCCGCGUGGAAGAGGCCAUCGUGCAGAGCAGCCCCAUCAUGGAGGCCUUCGGCAACGCCAAGACCGUCUACAACAAUAACUCCAGCCGCUUCGGCAAGUUCAUACAGCUGCACUUUGGGCAGAGCGGGGACAUCCAGGGCGGCAGCAUCGUGGACUAUUUGCUUGAAAAGAACCGCGUGGUGCGGCAGAACCCCGGGGAGAGGAACUAUCAUAUCUUCUAUGCCCUGCUUGCCGGCACUAACAAGAAUCAGAGGGAACUGUACUUCCUGGAGGAUCCUGAGUGCUACUACUACCUAAGCCAGGCGGGAUGCCUGAAGGACAAGAGCCUGGACGAUAAGCAGCUGUUCGACAGCGUCAUGGAGGCCUUGAAGGUUAUGGAAUUCACGGAGGAGGAGAUACGGGAUGUCUUCAAACUGCUGUCGGGCGUGCUGCAGAUGGGAAACAUAGAGUUCAUGACAGCAGGAGGGGCUCAGAUCACGACCAUGGGAGUGAUCGACAUCGUGAGUGACCUGCUGGGUCUGGACUCUUUCCAGCUGUCGGAGGUCCUGACCCAACGCUCCAUAAUCCUGCGUGGGGAGGAGAUCUGCUCGCCCCUGACCAUAGAGCAGGCUGUGGACUCACGCGACUCUGUCGCCAUGGCGCUAUACUCCCAAUGCUUCUCCUGGAUCAUCAUGAAGAUCAAUCAGAAGAUCAGGGGGAAGGACAACUUCAAGUCCAUUGGAAUCCUGGACAUCUUUGGCUUUGAGAACUUCAAGGUGAACCGCUUUGAGCAAUUCAACAUCAACUAUGCCAAUGAGAAGUUGCAGGAGUACUUCAACAAGCACAUCUUCUCCUUGGAGCAACUGGAAUACAACAGGGAGGGGAUCCAUUGGGAUGCCAUAGACUGGAUGGACAAUGCAGAGUGUCUGGACCUCAUAGAGAAGAAACUGGGCAUGCUGGCUCUGAUCAACGAGGAGAGUCGCUUCCCCAAAGGAACCGACUACACGCUGUUGGAGAAGCUGCAUAGCCGGCAUGCUACUAACCCCUACUAUGUCAAGCCCAGAGUGACGGAUCACCAGUUUGGCAUCAAACACUACGCUGGAGAGGUCCUGUAUGAUGCGCGUGGGAUCCUGGAGAAGAACAGGGACACCUUCAGGGAUGACAUCUUAACUAUGCUGAAGGACAGUAGGCUGGACUUUAUCUAUGACCUCUUUGAGCGAGUUGGCAGCCGAAACGCCGAUGAGACUCUGAAGAUGGGAACCGCCAGGCGCAAGCCAACCGUCAGCUCCCAGUUCAGGGAUUCCCUGCACUCCCUGAUGGGGACCCUCAGUGCCUCCAACCCCUUCUUUGUCCGCUGCAUCAAACCCAACAUGGAGAAGAACCCAAAUAAAUUUGACCCGGAAGUGGUUCUGAAUCAGCUGCGGUAUUCUGGGAUGUUGGAAACGGUGAAGAUCCGUCGCGCUGGAUUCCCGGUGCGCCGCACCUUUAAGGAUUUCUUCGGCAGGUAUAAGAUCAUCUGGAUGAAGCCAGCGACGGGCGACAACAAAAAGAAGUGCACAGAUCUGCUGAUGUCACAUGACAGCGCCAAGAAGGAGUGGCAGCUGGGGAAGACGAAGGUGUUCCUGAAGGAGGUGCUGGAGCAGAGGCUGGAGAAGGAGCGGGAGGAGGUACGGCGGAGAGCGGGCAUGGUGAUCCGAGCCCACAUACUCAGCUAUGUGGCGAGGAAGCACUACAGGAAGGUCCUGUCCAGCAUCGUCACCAUCCAGAAGAACUACCGUGCGCACUUCUGGCAGCGCGUCUUCCUGCGGCUGCGUUGGGCUGCGCUCGUCUUCCAGAAGCACCGGCGAGGGCAGCUGGCCCGGGGGCUGUGCCGUCGCCUGCGCCAGGAAAAGGAGGAGGCGGAGAGGAGGAGGCGCGCAGAGGCGGAGAAGCUGCAGCAGGAGGAGCAGGCCCUGAAAAGGGCGCAGGAGGCCAGCCAGGGGCUGCAGAGUGCUGGAGACAGCGGGACUGAAGCGGACAAAGGCCCCCUCUGUCCCCAGGUGGAGGUGCGCUCAUUCUAUAGCCGGAUCCCCUCCGGCACCUCUGACGAGGAGCGCCGCCAGAUGGAGGAGAUCCUCGACCUGGAGCGAGAGAUCGCGCGGCUGCAGAGGCAGCGGGAGGACGGCAUGUCGCAGCUGUGCGCCACCUCCCGGGCCGAGCUGGAACAGCGACGGGACGCAGAGCUGCGCCGGCUGCGCAGGGAGGCCUCACGGGCUGCCACCCAGUUCCUAGAGAUGCUGGACUUCGGAAGCCUGGGUCUGGCCGCCUGCAGUGAGGAGGACCACACAUCUGGUCCGAUCCCUGGAGCAAAGACGGACGAGGCUCCCAAUGCCGGGGAUGUGCGUGUCUCUCUUCCCGAUUUACCGGCCCCCAUCGACGGCCUCGUGGAUCAGGACAUGUUGUUCAACUUGCCCCCUCCCCCACCCGACUUUGCAGAGGGACUCGUACCCGUUCCUCCUGCUGCCCCCUCGGAACUCCCAGACAUUGCCCCCGGCCCUGCAGGUGCCUCGGACUUCCCGCCUCCUCCAGCCCCGCCCUUGCCUCCCCCAGCCCCGCCCUUGCCUCCCCCAGUGUCCAGUGAGUCCACCAAGGAGGAAGACGACGGGGGUGACUACGAGACCAUCGACCAGGCCUCAACAGAGGAACCGAUCUACCACAACCCGCCAGACGCGGAGUCCGACUAUGACCACGAUGAGUUUGAGGAGGCCCAGGGCAGCUCCGGGGAUGCUGGCAGCACCAACGACGGUCACCUGACGGACGAGGAAGUGCUUCGCAAGUCCACCUGCACCAACCACAGCCAGGACUCCUAUCGCGGCAGCUCGGACUCUUUUAUUGACAGCGACGAUGACAAUGACGGGGGUGUGGACACGGACGAGGAGGUGUCCAACGGGAGGGUGAACCUGCUGAACGGAAACGGGCCCCCGUACUUCCACAGCUACCUGUACAUGAAGGGCGGCCUGAUGAACCCAUGGAGACGCCGCUGGUGCGUGCUGAAGGACGAGACGUUCAUGUGGUUCCGAGCCAAGCAGGAGUCCCUCAAGUCCGGCUGGCUGUAUAAGAAGGGCGGCGGCCUGUCCACCUUGUCUCGGCGCAACUGGAAGAUGCGCUGGUUCGUGCUGCGAGAGUCCAAGCUCAUGUACUUCGAGAACGACAGCGAAGAGAAGCUGAAGGGGACCAUUGAUGUCCGCACAGCCAAGGAAAUUGUGGAUAACCACGAAAAGGAGAAUGCUCUGAAUAUCGUGACGGAGGAGAGAACUUACCAAGUGUUCGCCGAGUCUCCGGAGGACGCCAGUGGCUGGUUCCACAUGCUGAGUCGGGUCCGCAGCGCAACGCCGGAGCAACUUCUGGAGAUGCAGCACGAACAGGCCAACCCCAAAAACGCUGUGGGAACACUGGAUGUUGGGCUGAUAGAUUCAGUCUGUGCCUCAGACAACCCUGACAGGCCCAACUCCUUCGUGAUCAUCACAGCCAACCGGGUCAUCCAUUGCAACACGGACACACCGGAGGAGAUGCACCACUGGAUCAGCCUGCUGCAGAAGCCCAAGGGAGACUCCAAGGUCGACGGGCAGGAGUUCCUGGUCAGAGGUUGGCUGCACAAGGAGAUGAAGUCUGGGGGCAAGAGCACCUCCCUCAAGCUGAAGAAGCGCUGGUUCGUGCUGAACAACAACUCCCUGGAUUACUACAAGUCCUCUGAGAAGAGUGCCUCCAAGCUGGGCACACUGGUGCUGAACAGCCUCUGCUCCGUGGUGCAGCCAGAGGAGAAGGUCUUCAAGGAGACUGGUUACUGGAAUAUUAUUGUCCACGGACGCAAGCACUCCUACCGUCUGUACAACAAGAUGCUAAACGAAGCCAUGAGGUGGGCUUCUGCCAUACAGGGCGUCAUUGACAGCAAGGUCCCCAUCGAGACCCCCACGCAGCAGCUCAUCCGGGACAUCAAGGAGACCAGCCUGAACCCGGAGGUGGUGGAGCAGACGUACCGGAGGAACCCAAUCCUGAGAUACACCCAGCACCCCCUGCACUCGCCACUGCUACCCCUGCCCUACGGGGAGGUCAACGUCACCCUCCACAAGUCAAAGGGCUAUGCCAGCCUUCAGGACGAGGCCGUGAAGAUCUUCAAUUCCCUGCAGGAAAUGGAGAUCAUGUCUGACCCCGUGCCCAUCAUCCAGGGUAUCCUGCAGACCUGCCAGGACCUGCGAGAACUGCGUGACGAGGUCUACUGUCAGCUGAUCAAACAGACCAAUCACGUCCCCCAGCCCAACAGCCCCGGAAACCGUGCCCACUGGCACCUGCUCACGUGCAUGAGCUGCACGUUCCUGCCCAACCGCGCCAUCCUGCGCUACCUCAAGUUCCACCUGAAGAGGAUUAGGGAACAGUUCCCAGGGACUGAGAUUGAGAAGUACGCCCACUUUACUGGAGAGUCGCUGAAGAAGACCAAGUCCAGAGAAUAUGUGCCCUCUCAGGAGGAGGUCAGUGCACUGCAGACGCGGCAGGAGAUGACCACCACGGUGUACUGCCACGGGGGAGGGUCCUGCAAGAUCUCCAUCAACUCCCACACCACUGCUGGAGAGGUGGUGGAGAAGCUCAUCCGUGGUCUUGCCAUGGAAGACAGCAGGAACAUGUUCGCCCUGUUCGAGCACAGCAGCGUCACCGAUAGGGCCGUGGAGAGUCGCGUCAUAGUGGCUGACGUGCUGGCCAAGUUCGAGAGGCUGGCAGGGAGUGAGGAGGGGGAAGAGGUAGGCCAGUGCCGCCUUUAUUUCAAACUCUACUGCUUCCUGGAUGUGGAGAGCAUGCCCAAGGAGGGAGUGGAGUUUGCCUUCAUGUUUGAGCAGGCCCAUGAGAGCCUGAUCAGUGGCCAUUUCCCUGCGUCAGAGGAGACCCUGCAGCACCUGGCCGCCCUGCGCCUGCAGUACCUUCACGGCGACGUGGGUCGCGGCGGCUGGAGCCUGGAAACCAUCUACCCCGUGGGGCGCCUGCGGGCCCGCAUCCUGCAGUCAACCAAGGCGGGUGCGGGCAGCGGGGCGGCCGGGGCGGGGGCGGGAGCGCCCGGCGCGGCGGGGGCAGGCAGCCACACACUGGAGCGGCGGCGCACCAGCUUCCUGGAUGGUACCCUGCGACGCAGCUUCAAGACGGGCUCGCUGCGUAAGCAGCGCAUGGAGGACGAGCAGAUGCUGGAGAUGUGGGUGCGCGAGGAGACAUCGGCCACACGCGCCAGCAUCGUGGAGAAGUGGGGGCGCCUGCAGGGGCUCCCCCAGCACCAGGCCAUGCUGAAGUACAUGGCCGUCGUCAAGGAGUGGCCCGGCUACGGCUCCACGCUCUUCGACGUGGAGUGUAAAGAAGGAGGAUUCCCCCACGACCUGUGGCUGGGCGUGAGUGCAGAGAACGUGUCCGUGUACAAACGGGGGGAGCCCAAGCCUCUGGAGACGUUCCAGUACGAGCACAUAGUUUUCUUCGGGGCACCGCAGCCCAGCACCUACAAGAUCACUGUGGACGAGAGGGAGAUGUUCUUCGAAACGCCACAGGUCGGAGAAAUCGCCAAGAUAAUGAAGGCCUACAUCAACAUGAUCGUGAAGAAGCGCUGCAGCGUCAGGUCCGUGACGAGCUGCGGCAGCACCUGGAUCAGGUGAUCCGUCAGGCCCAAUCGGCGUCCGGCGUCCUCGCGGCGUGAGAACCCAUGUACCAGCGGCUGGUGGGUCCAGGAUGCUGACGUGUGUAAGCUGAUGGGGAAGCUGACCCAAAUACAUAGAAGAGCCAUUUCGUCUACUGUGAGCAAAACCCUAUGGGGGAGCCGUGCUAGCCGUGUUAGCCGUGUUAGCCGUGCCACAGCGCACAGACUGCGGCAGGCCGUGAGCACUGUCCCUCAUACAGAUCGCUGUUGCUGUUUUUCAAAGUGAGCAAACUGAAAUUUCAAACAAAUGGAGCACAAAAGCUUAACUAGUACACUCAUUACCUAACUACUGCCAAAACUCAACGAUGAGAUACUGAAGCCAUCUGCUCCUACUGGUCACCUGCACAUUAAUCAAGAUGCCUCACUUGCCAGCCAGUCUUGGAAGCACAGUCAUGUUUACAGUUGUACAGACUGAGCCCUGACUGUGACCCAACGGCCUUCGGUUCCCAGGGACAGCCCCAGGUUCCCCUUCCCGUGCUGCAUGAUCACAUGUCCUUCCAGGGUUCUGGUAUCAGGAGCUCACGUCCACUUGUGUCAAUAUAUGCAUCACCACUGCUGAGCCUCCAUACGAAUUUGUUUCGGGUUCAGCGCAGCGUGUGGCUGUUUCGUUAAUGUUGACUUAAGUACAAUUUCCACAGAACAGAUCAAAUAGGUUCAGCUGUACCUGCUUGUGUCGUGUGAAGAACGUGGUGUUUUUAGACUGUUACUUCUGCAAGGAUAUAAUUGUACGUCAAUGUCAUAAGGAAAAAAUGAUGCGAGUCCGUUUCUCAGCUGUUACAAAUACAACGAGCUUCUUUAUGAGCGGGAUGUGCGUGGUGGAGAAGCCCGAUACCCUGUAUGUGAAAAGCUGGAGUCAGCAUCCCUGAAAUCUCGAUGCCUUAAACAGUCGUACUGUUUAUCUCCCGUAAGUGACAUUCCCUCAAUGGGUUUGUUACUGCUUUAGUGAGCACAGAACACACAACCAUGACAAGCAAGGCCCCAGACUUGUCCCUACCAAUAUUGUGGGCGUCCUGUGUGUUUUUAUUGGGACGGGGGGUUUGGGCCUGAUUAGGUCCCUACCAAUGCUGAAACCAAACCUACACCCUUGGUGAAAAGCACAUCUUGCCAGACAACUAAUCUACAGUGACCAUGCAGUAGGAACAGUUGUCCCUCCUCAUUUCACUCUUCCUGGGCUAUUCCACGCUGGCAAAGUGGCAGCCAACCUUUGCCACUUUGAACAAAUUUGAGUAAAGACAUUAUAAUCAUACAGUAUUGUUGCAUUGCAUAAUUCACGAUACGUAUUUUUAAAAAAAAAACAAAAAAAAAAAAAAACAAAUAUGUUUAUAAAACAUUUAAAUAUCUGCCAUCUGAUGAGUAGCGUAUGCUUUCUUGUUAAGAAGUUUAAAUUGUUCUGUUAGUGUGAUGCAAGUUUUGUUUGGGAAUUGGAAAAAAAAAUGGGGGGAAAUGUGUUGUUAAAAGUCAAACAGACAUAAUGAGGAUGUUUAAAAUGUGUUUUAGAGUGUCUGGUGGUUUAGGGAAGAUUGAUUGGAUGUAAUGAUGGGGAUGGAUAUUUAUUCUAUAUCUAAAGUGAAUUGUAUAAAGAAAGAAAUGAGGGGGGGGGGGGUAAAAUGGGCAGAGCAUCCACCCUCACAGUAAAGAUGGAGAUUUUAGUGGGAUCAGGAGCACCCCCUUGUGGCUCGUAGUGCCAUUACCUGAGGAUCCGGAGAAAGGUGCCCGGACCUGAUGGACAGCACCUGCAGUCCUGCAUCUUACUGCUGUUACACUACGGGCACCAGGCAGCUGCUGGCAGCCACGCCUGGACUGGAAUGUAUGCAUUUACUAUUGUUAUUAUCACCAAUAAUGUGCUUGUUAAAAAAAGAGAGCGAGAGAGUACGUAAUUUUUUUGUAACUGGCUUUACAAAAUGCUUUAAUAAAUUAUUGGAUUUAAUCA
Molecule: messenger RNA, 8567 nt
Organism: Paramormyrops kingsleyae
Lineage: Eukaryota; Metazoa; Chordata; Actinopteri; Osteoglossiformes; Mormyridae
Product: unconventional myosin-X-like
Biological process (GO): signal transduction; axon extension
Cellular component (GO): axonal growth cone; myosin complex; cytoskeleton
Molecular function (GO): ATP binding; cytoskeletal motor activity; protein binding
Source: RefSeq, a predicted model, not a curated record